Pseudoliparis swirei is the source of this 3028-nucleotide messenger RNA. Its product is annotated as retinal Mueller cells isomerohydrolase-like. Gene Ontology annotation, biological process: zeaxanthin biosynthetic process; retinal metabolic process. Gene Ontology annotation, molecular function: retinol isomerase activity; all-trans-retinyl-ester hydrolase, 11-cis retinol forming activity; beta-carotene 15,15'-dioxygenase activity. Bases 26 to 1624 code for a protein of 532 amino acids. The transcript is spliced from 14 exons. The record is from RefSeq and is a predicted model, not a curated record. Lineage: Eukaryota; Metazoa; Chordata; Actinopteri; Perciformes; Liparidae.
GCCGGCCUGAGGAACGUUCCGCAGCAUGGCCAGCCGUGUGGAGCAUCCUGCUGCAGGCUACAAGAAGAUCUUUGAGACGGUGGAGGAGCUGAACGAACCUCUACCUGCUGAGAUCAGUGGUGUUAUACCUUCAUGGCUUGGCGGCAGUCUUCUCAGGAUGGGUCCAGGUCUUUUCGAGGUGGGUGGUGAACCUUACUACCACCUGUUUGAUGGACAAGCUCUCAUGCACAAGUUUGACCUGAAGAACGGUCAGGUGACCUACUACAGGAAGUUCAUCAGGACGGAUGCGUAUGUCCGGGCCAUGACGGAGAAGCGAGUGGUCCUCACUGAGUUUGGAACCGCGGCCUACCCAGACCCCUGCAAAAACAUCUUCUCCAGAUUCUUUACUUACUUCAGAGGAAUCGAGGUGACUGAUAACUGCCUUGUGAACAUCUGUCCAAUCGGUGAGGACUUCUACGCCGUCACAGAGACCAACUACAUCACGAAGGUUGAUCCUGAUUCGCUGGAGACUUUAAAGAAGGUGGACCUGUGUAAGUACCUCUCUGUGAACGGGGUGACUGCCCACCCCCACACCGAUGCAGAUGGGACAGUCUAUAACAUCGGAAAUUGCUUUGGCAAGAACAUGAGUCUGGCUUACAACAUCGUCAAGAUCCCGCCUGCUCAGAAAGAUAAGUCUGAUCCCCUGGAGAAAUCCCAGGUGCUCGUUCAGCUGCCCAGCAGUUCGAGGUUGAAACCCUCCUACGUCCACAGUUUUGGUAUGACAGAGAACCAUUUUGUGUUUGUGGAGCAGCCGGUGAAGAUCAACCUGUUCAAGUUCCUGUCGGCUUGGAGCGUCAGAGGAGCCACAUACAUGGACUGCUUUGAAUCCAACGACAGCAUGGGGACAUGGUUCCACCUGGCCACUAAGGACCCAGCAUAUUACCUGAGCAGCCACAAAUUCAGAACGUCAGCUUUCAAUAUCUUUCACCACAUUAACGCCUACGAGGAGCAGGGCUUCAUCGUGGUCGACCUCUGCACGUGGAAGGGUUACGACUUUGUGUAUAACUACCUGUAUCUGGCCAACAUAAAGGAGGAGUGGGAGGAGGUGAAGAAAGCAGCGAUGAGAGCUCCCCAGCCGGAGGUCAGGCGAUACGUUCUGCCACUGGAUAUACACAGGGAAGAGCAGGGGAAGAAUCUGGUGUCCCUGUCCUACACUACAGCUACUGCGGUUCUUCGCAGUGACGGCACUGUCUGGCUCGAACCUGAAGUCCUCUUUUCUGGACCAAGACAGGCCUUUGAGUUCCCACAGAUUAACUACUCUCUGUGUAGUGGGAAGAAGUAUUCCUUCGCCUACGGUCUCGGGCUCAACCACUUCAUUCCUGACAGGAUAGUCAAGCUGAACGUACAGACCAAAGAGACCCUGGUGUGGCAGGAAGACGAGUGUUACCCGUCAGAGCCGCUGUUUGUACCAACACCUGGAGCCACCGAGGAGGAUGAUGGUGUGCUGCUGAGCAUUGUGGUGAAGCCGGGUGCCGAGAGACCAGGCUUCCUGCUGGUGCUGGACGCCAUGAAACUGACCGAGCUGGCCAGGGCCAAGGUCAACGCCAUCAUCCCGGUGACCUUCCACGGCAUUUAUAAACCAUGACCCUGACCUGCAUCUCAACCCAGCCUUCGUCAUGACGACAACUGAACAGCUCGUUGAUAUAAACAAUGCCUGCGUAGUUUGCUUCUCACCGUUUAUGUUGCUUCUGUUACAAAACAUGUAUUCCAUUCACAAUGUUUUAUUUCUUAAUUAUAGUUGCACUUAUACACUGUGUAGUUCAUCCUAAAGCAAGAGGUACAAUUAAAUGAAACACAAUAUUUUUGCAGCACGUAAUUUAAAAGCAAUUUGUAUUUUUCUUCUUGUUUUGAAAAAAAAAAUGCUUAUCAACACUGCUACCAGCUGUUUUUGGAGACGAGAUUUGAAGCUUCAUCUGACUUCUGUGGAGAUUAUUUUUCAUACAAAUAUUAUUUUUUUGCUCGAGAAGAGCACUUAAACGGAGCACUUCAGAAAGAGGGUGAACACGGGUAAGUUCAUAGAUAGAAUGAUUAAAAUUAAGUGUUUUUUGAAGACUUCCAAUUUAAAUAUAUGAAUGCCGAUUCAAGUUUAAAAUGAAGCAUUAUUUUUCAAAUUAAUUUCUUGAAAGUAUUUUGAAGAAUAUUAUUUAAAAACAACACGCUAUACAUUCACUCUGCAGCUAUUAUACAAUCACAUUAAUGUUGUUUAAAUGUCCUUGCAAUUAUUGUGAUGUUUGGGUGCGAGCAGCUGAACAGCGCUUCACUUCUGUUGAAACAUGUUCACAAACACAUGCAAAUUUACUGCUGUGACAUUUUUUAUUUCAGAAUUCAUUCAAUACAAAAUAUACAAGGAUUAAUUUACAUUCGCAAUUGCAAGAAGAAGAAAAAACGACACACGGGAAAAAAAUAGGAUUCACAUUGAAGAUCUGUAAAAGGAUAACAAAUAUAACCAUUCAAGCCAGAUCUCUCCUGAACUGGGAUGAGGCUCCAACACACCACUGGGCUGCCGAAUAUAACACCCACACAACAACAAACUCAUCGACAGCACUAGCCAUUUGCCAGCAGAAGAAAUCUAACAACGACAUAAUAAUGAGAAUCGUUCACAUGUGUUGUAGCACUGGGUGACCUUCUGCAGGUCAAGGUCAAACCUACCAGCGAGAAUCUCUAAAAUACCAACAUGAUGAGGCACUUUUGCAGGAUUAACCAGUUCCUAAGAACUAGAGUGACUUAGUGCAAAUACAUUUCCAUCACGAUACAGCCGUACAAAACACUAUUAAAGAGGCACCCUAAUAAGGGCAUGGCCAGUAGAAGGAGUUAGUAGUUGAGAUAAAAACACUCAAAACUUUUCAACUUCAAACAAUGUAUUUUUCCAGGUCUUUGUUGCCUCUUAGAUUAAUGUCCUCUCUUGGCAGGUUUGUUAUGAUGGCUUAUUCUUUACAUUUGGGAAUAAUGGAUUUAUUAGUGCCCCAUUAAAUCAUGUCACAGAUCAGCA